AUGAGUAGUAAUACUAAGGGAGUACUAAAGCAGCGACAGAAGCGCAAGUCUCUUGCUGAGGAUUAUGGUGGUUCCAUAGGUGAAGAUCUGUUGGAAUAUAUGGAAAAUGAAGAAAAUUCUGGUCCUGUACAUCAAUCUGUCGAUAGUGUUGGUGCCUCGAGUAAUUUAUCACGUCGUAUUCAAAAUCGUCUUCAGAAGCUCAAUGAAGUAGCGCAGUCUACGGGUAAAGAUGGCGAUACUUCUGAUUACUAUGACUUUUCAACGCUAGAUAUGAAACCAGAUCAUGAUAUGCGACCUGUGUGGGUCUGUCCUAAUGGUCGUAUCUUUCUUGAGGCCUUUUCGCCCAUUUAUAAACAGGCUUAUGACUUUCUUGUAGCAAUUUCAGAGCCAGUCUCUCGUCCAGAGUUUCUACAUGAAUACAAGCUCACGCCAUAUUCUCUUUACGCUGCUGUCUCGGUGGCUAUUGAAACUGAGAGUAUCUUGAAAGUACUGGAAAGAUUGUCGAAGAAUCGGCUGCCACAGGGCAUUGUGGCCUUUAUCAAAGACUGCACACUUAGCUACGGAAAAGCUAAGCUUGUACUUCACCAUAAUGAAUUUUACGUGGAAAGUUUGUACCCUGAGGUACUGCGCAAACUACUUGAGCAUGAACAUAUUCGAGCUGCGCGUGUGAAAGAGACAGCGGAUCACAAUGCAACCAAUGCCUCGUCAGCCGCGGCCCCGCCUGUGGCACCAGACGGGGCACGACCAGAAGCUGCGAGCGAGUUUAUUCAGAAGGAUGUGUCUGCUGAGGAUCAAGCUAAUUUGCAGUACCAAAAGCUGCUGAAUGAAGAUUACAAUGUUGCGGAUGAGAACCACCUUGGAAUGUCAUCCGGUAAUCAGCAGAAGACCGUACGCACCGUGUCAUUUAAGAUCAGAAAGACAAUGGUAGAGCAAGUAAAGCGCGCGUGUCUGGAUUUAGAUUACCCGCUUAUGGAGGAGUACGACUUUCGUAACGACAAGACCAUCCCAGACCUGGAGAUGGAUUUAAAACCCACAACACGCAUUCGUGAGUACCAGGAAAAGUCACUAAGCAAAAUGUUUGGCAACGGUCGUGCACGUUCUGGCAUUAUUGUUUUGCCAUGCGGUGCAGGCAAGACGCUUACCGGCGUUACGGCUGCUUCCACCAUUAAGAAAUCGUGCUUGUGUCUUUGUACGUCGGCUGUGUCUGUAGAGCAGUGGACCGCACAGUUCAAAAUGUGGACAAAUAUUCCGGAGAAGAAGAUUGCACGUUUCACCUCAGUUGCGAAAGAUUACAUUGACCCUAGCUCUGGAGUGAUCGUGACCACUUACACUAUGGUUGCUUUUGGUGGGCGUCGCGCUCGCGCAUCAGAGGAGGUCAUGCAACUUAUUCAAGGCCGUGAGUGGGGCUGUAUCUUGCUGGAUGAGGUGCAUGUUGUGCCUGCUAAGAUGUUUCGUAAGGUGAUUGGCUCGAUUGCGUGCCAUUGUAAACUCGGUCUAACGGCCACUCUUGUGCGCGAGGAUGAUUUGAUCGGCGACCUGAAUUUUCUCAUUGGCCCGAAGUUGUAUGAAGCCAAUUGGAUGGAUUUGACGCAAAGCGGAUUUUUAGCUAACGUAUCGUGUGUGGAGGUAUGGUGCCCCAUGGCUGGAGAAUUCUACCGGGAAUAUUUGCGAGAAAACAAGAGCGCACGCAAGCGCGCACUUCUGUACGUGGCUAACCCAAAUAAGUUUACAGCCGCCGAGUUUCUGAUCCAGUACCACGAGGAGCGUGGUGACAAGAUUCUGCUUUUUUCAGACGAUGUAUUCGCGCUGCGUCUGUACGCAACGAAGCUCAAUAAGGGUUACAUUUACGGUGGAACCGGAGAGCGCGAGCGCAUGCGCCUGCUGCAAUCCUUCCGAAGCUCUCCUCUGGUCAACGUUAUUUGUAUUUCCAAGGUCGGUGACACGUCCAUUGAUCUACCAGAGGCAAAUGUGAUCAUCCAAGUGUCGUCUCACUUUGGCUCACGACGACAGGAAGCUCAGCGUUUAGGGCGUAUUUUGCGUCCUAAGGCCAAUGCUACGGGCGGGUUCAAUGCCUUCUUUUACACGCUCAUUUCCACGGACACACAUGAAAUGUUUUACUCGAAUAAGCGUCAGCAGUAUCUCGUAGAUCAAGGCUACACGUUCAAGGUAGUGACGGAUCUCUUCGAGCCAGGGUCAUUUGAAGGGGUGUUUACACGUAAAGAGGACCAGCGGGCAUUGUUAAAUGAAGUGCUUAGUGCUGAUGUUGAAAGUGCCGCGAAGGACGAGAAUGCCGCUAUUCGCGAUGAUGAAGAUUUGUCGCGUUUCGAGCUUUCAGGUCACGGCCGCAAGAAGAAAAAGUUGACAUCACUUGGCGCUCUCUCGGGUGCAGAUGGUUUCAAGUAUAUGGAAUAUUCAGCUGGUCACGGUGCCAAACAGCGUCAUAAUCUCUUUCGUGAUCGGUAUCGCUAG
This is a messenger RNA of Peronospora belbahrii, 2469 nucleotides long. Lineage: Eukaryota; Oomycota; Peronosporomycetes; Peronosporales; Peronosporaceae. The record is from the annotation of a GenBank genome assembly.